Molecule: messenger RNA, 1146 nt
Organism: Zonotrichia leucophrys gambelii
Lineage: Eukaryota; Metazoa; Chordata; Aves; Passeriformes; Passerellidae
Gene: HOXB5
Product: homeobox B5
Exons: 2
Coding region: 46-843 (265 amino acids)
Biological process (GO): anterior/posterior pattern specification; regulation of transcription by RNA polymerase II
Cellular component (GO): nucleus
Molecular function (GO): RNA polymerase II cis-regulatory region sequence-specific DNA binding; DNA-binding transcription factor activity, RNA polymerase II-specific
Source: RefSeq, a predicted model, not a curated record
UAUAACGACCACGAGCCACAAAUCAAGCCCUCCAAAAUAACCCAAAUGAGCUCUUACUUUGUAAACUCGUUCUCAGGGCGCUACCCAAAUGGCCCCGACUAUCAGUUACUAAAUUAUGGGACCGGCAGUUCCAUGAACGGUUCUUACAGAGAUUCAAGCACCAUGCAUUCCAGCUCUUAUGGCUACAACUACAAUGGGAUGGACCUUAGCAUCAACCGCUCAGCCUCCUCCAGUCACUUUGGGGCUGUGGGCGAGAGCUCCCGCGGUUUCCCUUCUCCAGCUCAGGAGAGCAGGUUUAGACAGGCGUCCAGCUGCUCCUUAUCUUCUCCCGACUCCCUGCCCUGCUCCAACAGCGAGAGCCACGGAGGCAAACCCGCCCCGUCCCCCUCCGAGCCGGCUCCUGCUGCCAGCAGCACCAACACAAAUUUCACAGAACUAGACGAGACCAGCGCGUCCUCGGGAGCCGACGAGGGCACUCCAAUAAGCAGCAGCAUCCCCCGAGCGCAGGCAGAGCCCAUCGCGACCUCCACGGCAGCGACAGAAGGGCAGGCACCUCAGAUAUUCCCUUGGAUGAGGAAACUUCACAUUAGCCAUGACAUGACCGGACCAGACGGGAAGAGGGCGAGGACAGCGUACACUCGCUACCAGACGCUGGAGUUGGAGAAGGAAUUCCACUUCAAUAGAUAUCUCACCCGCAGGAGGCGAAUCGAGAUCGCUCACGCGCUCUGCCUCUCCGAGCGCCAGAUCAAAAUCUGGUUCCAGAACCGCCGCAUGAAGUGGAAGAAGGAUAACAAACUGAAAAGCAUGAGCCUGGCCUCGGCCGGCAGCGCCUUCCAGCCCUGAGCUCGCAAAAAAAAAAAAACCGGGGGGCGAAACGAGCGGGAGGCGAAGAGGAAGGAGAUAAAAAAAUAUAUAAAUUAAAAAAAAAAAAAAAAAACAACCCAAAACCACAGCGAAACCCCCGAGCGAAUAAUGAAAUAAAGGAAGGAUGGGCAGAUGGCAGUUUGGGAGGACGGAGCAGCGAGAAACCUUCGGGGCUGGUUCCUGCCCAGAGCAGCUCCUGGGGGUGCCCCCAGCCCGGGACUGAGCUCCAAGUUCUUCUUUUUCGGUUGUUUGUUUGUUUUUAAAAAAAAAAAAAAAAUUAAA